Messenger RNA from Eremothecium gossypii ATCC 10895, 1563 nucleotides. RefSeq names its product Com2p (gene COM2). The record is from RefSeq and is marked provisional. The transcript has a single exon. Bases 1 to 1563 code for a protein of 520 amino acids. Gene Ontology annotation, biological process: regulation of transcription by RNA polymerase II. Gene Ontology annotation, molecular function: DNA-binding transcription factor activity, RNA polymerase II-specific; RNA polymerase II cis-regulatory region sequence-specific DNA binding. Gene Ontology annotation, cellular component: chromatin. Lineage: Eukaryota; Fungi; Ascomycota; Saccharomycetes; Saccharomycetales; Saccharomycetaceae.
AUGACAAUAUACCAGCAAAAGAGUGGAGUCAAUCUAUCGUACGAAACCUUGUUAUCAGUUGGGAAUAGUACUGCGAAUGGUUCCAGCAGUCAAUUGCAUCAAGACCUUCGACUUAACUUCCAACUUCAUCAAAAAGACAUUGAACAAGAAGCAAUGACGAACGACCUAACGGGCAGCACUCUGAACAUACCCGAAAACCAUAGCAUUACUUCCUGCGUAGUGGGUGCUGAGACACCGCGCGAUUCUGACGAGCUACCACUUACCAUGGAUCUUCUCGAUGAAUUUCUGAAUCUCGGGGCGCAGCAGCAUACAGCGCCGCAGCAGGGCAAGCUACCAGCAACACAGCCACGAAGCUACAAGCAAGAACCUCUAGCGAACCCUUUAGCGCCGGGCACCUCAUCCGGGCAAUUUAACGCCCAUUUUCACAGGCAGUUCCAAGAGCAGUUCCAGCAGCAUGCAGCGCUACCGCCUAACCAGCGCACCUGCCAUUACUCAUAUCAGCAACCACAGACGUCACAGAGUAGAUUGCGCAAUUACUCAUUUGCUCCCCCGGGCCGGCGUCUGUCUAUCACAGGAUACCAGAGCGAUAAACCUAUAUAUUACGAGUACGAAUUCUUUGGAAAGCAAAGUGCAGAAGAGGAAGAUGAAGCUACGGCAAAUGAAGAUGAUACUUUGACCACAGAUGAGGAAGAUCUGUACAACCUGUCUCAUCUGAUGGCAUCGCCCGGAGGCAAGGCACGGAAGGACUCUAUAUUCAGUGAUUAUGGAAAUGAGAUGGUCAUGCCAUUGCCACAGGCACAGCAGAUAAAUAUGCAGGUCGAAGACUACACACCAAUGGUGGGAAUGGAAUCUAUGCCACAAUGGCGCAAGAUGAAGGACAUUUUCAAAUGGAAUCUUUUUGGAGGCGGUAAAGUAGACUCGCAACCGUCUCCAGCAGAAUACAUAGAGAUGAACGAGGAGGAGCAUCAUCAACCCUUUAGGAAAAGGUACUUCUGGUCACGCAGGCCAAAUACGCCUGCCAUUCAAGCUGAAUCGCAGGAGGAGGCUUCGGUUAACCCUAGUGAACUGGUCCGUUCAAGUUCAUUUGACCUCCCUUUAACACUGGAAUGCAUCACCCCUUCAUCGACGGAUGUGACAAGCUCAUUCACGACUAACACAAGUGUUACGGGAAAUGAGCUGACAGAGCCAUUCUCCCAUCCAUUGAAGAUGGAACAAGCCGGCAUAUACUUCAAGGAACCUCUUUUGAAAAUGGCCGAGCAGAUGUCAUCAUUCUCUUCUGCACCAGACCCGCUGGACCCGGGCAUCACCAAGAAACGAGCAGGCAUGCCGAAGACUCGGGGUAGAAAGCCGUCACCAGCCCUAGAUGCUACAAAACCUUUUGGCUGUGAAUACUGUGAGCGUAGGUUCAAGCGCCAGGAACAUCUAAAGAGGCAUAUAAGAUCACUACAUAUGGGGGAAAAACCAUAUGGAUGCGAUAUCUGCGGAAAGAAGUUUAGCAGAAGUGAUAAUCUGAACCAGCACAUAAAGACACAUUCCAACGGUGCUACCGAAAGGAAGUUGUAA